Ricinus communis (castor bean) is the source of this 993-nucleotide messenger RNA. RefSeq lists its product as uncharacterized. Lineage: Eukaryota; Viridiplantae; Streptophyta; Magnoliopsida; Malpighiales; Euphorbiaceae. The record is from RefSeq and is a predicted model, not a curated record. Bases 1 to 993 code for a protein of 330 amino acids. The transcript has a single exon.
AUGCGCCAGAUUUCUAAGAUGCUGACUGAGAGACAACCAUGGAUGCUCCCCUGUACCACAGAGUCAAACCCGAGGGAGCAUGUCAAGGCUAUCACCUUGAGAUCGGGUAAGCAGUUAGCUAGUUCUUUACCUAUGGCUGAUGAUGAUGUUAUUGUGCAGGAUGAGCCAGCCAGGAAGGAGUCAGAGUCUGAGAUGACAGAACCUGCACGAACCAAGGACAAGAAGAAGAGUCCUGUGAGGGAAUACCAGCCUCUAAUUCCAUAUCCUGCAAGGUUGAAGCAGGAGAAGGUUGAUCAACAGUUUGGUAAGUUCUUGGAUUUAUUUAAGCAGCUGAGAAUUAACCUACCUUUUGUUGAGGCUAUAUUGCAAAUGCCCAAGUAUACGAAGUACUUGAAGGAGAUUCUAAGCAACAAGAGGAAGCCAGAGGACUUGGGACUUGUGACAUUAAAUGAGGAGUACUCAGCCAUUCUUCAAAACAAGCUGCCAGUGAAGAAGCGCGAUCCAGGUAGUUUCAUUGUACCUUAUAUUAUUGGUAAUUUGCCUAUUAGUGAUGCUUUAGCUGAUUUAGGAGCUAGCAUCAAUCUAAUUCCUAGCAGUUUGUUUGAAAAAUUAGGUUUGAAUGAGCCUAAACCUACUAGGUUGAGCAUACAGUUGGCAGAUAGGACUGUUAAAUAUCCUAAGGGUAUAAUUGAGGAUGUACUUGUUAAGGUAGAUAAGUUUAUAUUUCCUGUUAACUUUAUUGUUAUGGAUAUGGAAGGUGAGAGUAGCGUGCUUGUAAUUCUAGGUAGACCUUUCCUUGCAACAUCUAGGGCAUUUAUAGAUGUGUGUGAUGGGAAGUUACAGCUUAGAGUAGGUGAUGAGACUAUUACCUUUGACCUUAGCACUUCUAUGAGACAUUCACUUGACCAUGAUGAUACCGUAUAUUCUGUGGAUGUUUUGGAUGAUAUUGUGGAGUCUCAAUUGCAGGAGAUAUUACUUGAUGAUCCUUUAUAG